AUGAUCACCUUUGGUAAGCAAAUACUAAAUUUAGUUGAAGGUUAAGGAAUAAAUACUCAAACCAAGGAAUAUUUCCCUUAAGGAAAAUGGAUGACUAGUCCUUAUUUUUAAAAUUAACCAUAUGAAUAAUUUUAUAGAAAUUUGACGACUUUCUUUCUAUUAAUAGAGAAAUAAAAAAACCCUCCAAUCUCCAAUUAACAAAGUCAAGUUUCUUUAUCAAAGUUAUUUAAUGAUCAAUUAAAUCAAAGAGAGUUCAAACUCAAAAAUUUAGAAGUCUAAAUGUCAUCCGCAGCAAGUAGGCUUCAACUCUGUAUGAGAGUAUAUUUGAUCUCUUCCAAUAUUGCGUACUCCUAUGGUAAUAAAGAUCACUAAAAGGUUAAAAUAAUAAUAAUACAAUAAUCAGAACCAAAUCUAUCAUUUAUUUUUGGACUAUAAAAUCAAAUAAUCCAUAGCAAGAGUUGUUCGAAUUUAACAAACAUACUAAAUUUAAAGAAACCAGAAUUGAAAUAGAAUAUUUAGAAUAUUUAACAAUAAGAGUCUGUUUCUCCUAAUAAUAGGCAAAAUCUAGGGCAAUAAAGAUAUUUGUAAAAUUAGAACUUCUAAAUGAAGAUUUAAUAAUUUGGUAAUCAUUAACCCAACCAUGCUUAAUAAGUAUUAUAACAAAAUCCUUAAACACAGCUAUAGGAAAUGAAUCAAAACCAACCUCCUCAAGUGAACGAAGAAGCCUCAGAACUUCUAACUACAUAUGAGGUUUCUGAGAUUUCAAUUAAGUCAGUAGCUCAACCACCAAAGCCUAAAUUUAUCUAUUCUAUUACUAAAUACUAACAAAAUAUGCAAAUUUAGUGUGAUACCUGUUAAGAAUUAUAUCAGAAAAGUCCAGAGUAGUAGAUUUCUUUACCUUGUUGCAGAAAAAUUGUUCAUAAAAGAUGCAUGGUGUAGGAACUUGAAACUAAUGAAGAGAUCUUAUCGAAUAUGAAAUGCAAGUUUUGUAAAAAAGUUUUUGAGAGAGAUUUCUUGAUAUAAAAUGUACGUCCAGAAAUUUUUGAUUAAACGAUAAAUAGAUUAGAGUACUUAGAGGAAUGCCCUAUUUGCUUUUAGAAAUUAAUAAUUUUCCCUUGUUAGGAAAAGUAGCCUGUUCGAUUGGAAUGCAAAAGUUGCAACACAAGUAUUUGUACAAGGUGUAUGUAAGGUUUUCAUGAAUCAGAUAAACUUGUAAUAUGUUUUGAUAUUAAAAGUGUUAGGAGCAUCCAAAUACUGCUUUCAGAAGAUUUUAAAGAUAGCCAACUUUAUGUUGUACAAUUCGCACUUCUGCUCAGCUUAACGAGAAUGGAACCGAUCAAAUUACUAGUAAUUAAAACAAAAUAGAUCUUGUAUCUGUGAACAGAAGAUCAAUUCAAUCGGUUGGAAAUGUUCAAAACAGAUAAAAAACAAUAAUUCAAGAGAGAGUAAAAAUAUUUGAAUUGUUUAUUAGACCACUAAGAAUUAGAGUUCCAUUCCAAAUGAACUUGAGUCUAAUAAAAACGGAUUUUGAAUUAGAAUAAUUCUUAUAUUUAAUUUCAAUUAUAAACAUAGAUAAACAUAUUAAUUUACUGAUUUAGAUUAUACAUUUCAUCUUUCAAUAGUAGUUGAACANCAAGUUUCUUUAUCAAAGUUAUUUAAUGAUCAAUUAAAUCAAAGAGAGUUCAAACUCAAAAAUUUAGAAGUCUAAAUGUCAUCCGCAGCAAGUAGGCUUCAACUCUGUAUGAGAGUAUAUUUGAUCUCUUCCAAUAUUGCGUACUCCUAUGGUAAUAAAGAUCACUAAAAGGUUAAAAUAAUAAUAAUACAAUAAUCAGAACCAAAUCUAUCAUUUAUUUUUGGACUAUAAAAUCAAAUAAUCCAUAGCAAGAGUUGUUCGAAUUUAACAAACAUACUAAAUUUAAAGAAACCAGAAUUGAAAUAGAAUAUUUAGAAUAUUUAACAAUAAGAGUCUGUUUCUCCUAAUAAUAGGCAAAAUCUAGGGCAAUAAAGAUAUUUGUAAAAUUAGAACUUCUAAAUGAAGAUUUAAUAAUUUGGUAAUCAUUAACCCAACCAUGCUUAAUAAGUAUUAUAACAAAAUCCUUAAACACAGCUAUAGGAAAUGAAUCAAAACCAACCUCCUCAAGUGAACGAAGAAGCCUCAGAACUUCUAACUACAUAUGAGGUUUCUGAGAUUUCAAUUAAGUCAGUAGCUCAACCACCAAAGCCUAAAUUUAUCUAUUCUAUUACUAAAUACUAACAAAAUAUGCAAAUUUAGUGUGAUACCUGUUAAGAAUUAUAUCAGAAAAGUCCAGAGUAGUAGAUUUCUUUACCUUGUUGCAGAAAAAUUGUUCAUAAAAGAUGCAUGGUGUAGGAACUUGAAACUAAUGAAGAGAUCUUAUCGAAUAUGAAAUGCAAGUUUUGUAAAAAAGUUUUUGAGAGAGAUUUCUUGAUAUAAAAUGUACGUCCAGAAAUUUUUGAUUAAACGAUAAAUAGAUUAGAGUACUUAGAGGAAUGCCCUAUUUGCUUUUAGAAAUUAAUAAUUUUCCCUUGUUAGGAAAAGUAGCCUGUUCGAUUGGAAUGCAAAAGUUGCAACACAAGUAUUUGUACAAGGUGUAUGUAAGGUUUUCAUGAAUCAGAUAAACUUGUAAUAUGUUUUGAUAUUAAAAGUGUUAGGAGCAUCCAAAUACUGCUUUCAGAAGAUUUUAAAGAUAGCCAACUUUAUGUUGUACAAUUCGCACUUCUGCUCAGCUUAACGAGAAUGGAACCGAUCAAAUUACUAGUAAUUAAAACAAAAUAGAUCUUGUAUCUGUGAACAGAAGAUCAAUUCAAUCGGUUGGAAAUGUUCAAAACAGAUAAAAAACAAUAAUUCAAGAGAGAGUAAAAAUAUUUGAAUUGUUUAUUAGACCACUAAGAAUUAGAGUUCCAUUCCAAAUGAACUUGAGUCUAAUAAAAACGGAUUUUGA
Messenger RNA from Paramecium octaurelia, 2960 nucleotides. The record is from the annotation of a GenBank genome assembly. NCBI's taxonomy places the organism in Eukaryota, Ciliophora, Oligohymenophorea, Peniculida, Parameciidae.